AUAUAGAAACUAUAUCUAUCGUUCUCCUUAGUUACAAAGACAGUAUCACCCCUCACACAGAGUAACAAUUCAGCAGCAUUGCACUCCUCUCCUGACACCCAGCAUUCUUUUUCUACAUGGUUACUUUCCUUUGUAUCUUUGUUAUUUUGUAACAUUCUAUUUGUAGAACCCAGCCGGAGAGAAGGUUCUGCCGAGCUCCAUGCUGUGUAUAGAAUCCUCCCAUACAGAUCUCUAGACAGGCCGUGCACACACACACACACACACACACACACACACACACACAGCACAGCCAGCUCAUCCAUGGGGGAUUACGGGUUCGGGCUGCUGCAGGCUGGGGGGAGCGGAGCCGGCAGUGGGGGAGCGUUCCGAGCCGGCCCGCAGUUCCCCUCCUUCCUGCCCGGAUACCAGCAGGUCAUGCAGGAGGAGCUGCUGCUGGGGGUGAGCUGUGCACCGGGGAAGCAGCACACCAAGAGCGGGGGGCCCUCUCCGCCUGCCCUCUUACUGCACGCUGCCCAGGAGUCGACCAAGCAGCUGGGACACAAGAGGAAGGAUUACACCCCCCAGGACGGAGCCCUGUUCAGGGAGGAGGUUGCUAACCACCGCCAGGGAUCCCCAAAAGCCGAGGAUCUGGGUGUGGAGGGACCGGACAAGCUGCUACCAACCUCCCCUUCAUCGUCCUCCUCUUCCUCCUCCUCCUCCUCCAGCACUUGCUCAGUGGAGGAGGUGACGGCUGCUGGGGAGACAAGGGCUGGAGGGUCCCCCCCAUCUCUAGGGCAUCAGCUGACGCCCAAAUCCAAGCUACAGAUGGAAGGACAAGGGGGGCAUCUGCUGUCCGGGGCCCCUAACCUGCUGGGGGGACACUACUCUGGCUCCCCUGACAUGUCCAGUACGCAGAGCCCAGGAGGAUCCAGCUCCCCUCCGGCGUUGCCCGGAUUUGGUACCCCCUGGUCGGUACAGACCUCAUCCCCACCACCGCCUCCACCACCUGCACUAAGCCAGCCUCAGGCCCCUGCACCCCACCCUGCGGGCCACAACCUGAACUCCCUGCAGAGCCAGGAGCCGGACAGCUUCUACCCUGGCAUCCCCUCCUCCAUCAACCCAGCCUUCUUUCAGAGCUUCUCCACCGUGUCUGCCAACCCAUGCCCUGGCAUCAACGUGCCCGGCUUUGGCAGCCCCUUCUCAGCCCAGAUCAACCUGGGUCAACAGCAGAGCAGGAGGUCGCCUGUGAGCCCCCAACUCAACCCCCAGCACCACCAGGCAGCAGCCUUCCUACAGCAGAGGAACAGCUACAACCACCACCAGCCCAUCGUGAAACAGUCUCCCUGGAGCACUCAUCAAGGUAGCGGUUGGAGCACCGGCAGCAUGUCAUGGGGAGGUGUACACGGCAGAGACCACCGCCGAACUGGUAAUAUGGGAAUGCCAGGCACCAUGAAUCAGUUCUCACCUCUAAAGAAGCCCUAUUCUGGGAAUGUCAUCGCCCCGCCCAAGUUUCCGCGCUCCACUCAAUCGCUUAAUCCCAAAUCCUGGAUUGAAGACAACGUUUUCAGGACUGACAACAACAGUAACUCACUCUUACCCUUACAGGUAAGGAUGGAUCGGAGCCGAAUGUACGACAGCCUGAAUAUGCACUCACUGGAAAACUCGCUCAUUGAAAUAAUGAGAGCAGAGCAUGACCCCCUGAAAGGUCGUUUGAACUACUCUCACCCAGGGACAGACAGCCUUCUGAUGUUAAAUGCAAGGAGUUAUGGGCGAAGACGAGGACGUUCUUCCCUGUUUCCCAUUGACGAUGGCUUAUUGGACGAUGGACAUAAUGACCAGGUUGGGGUUCUCAACUCGCCCAACUGCUACUCCGGACAUCAGAAUGGGGAGAGAAUAGAGCGCUUUUCAAGAAAAGUAUUUGUGGGUGGCCUUCCUCCUGAUAUAGAUGAAGAUGAGAUCACGGCCAGUUUCCGACGAUUCGGGCCUCUAGUGGUAGACUGGCCACACAAAGCUGAAAGUAAAUCCUAUUUUCCGCCUAAAGGUUAUGCAUUUCUUCUUUUCCAAGAGGAAAGCUCUGUUCAAGCACUGAUUGAUGCUUGCAUUGAAGAAGAAGGCAAACUCUAUCUCUGUGUUUCUAGUCCUACCAUCAAGGACAAGCCCGUUCAGAUUCGUCCCUGGAACCUGAGUGACAGUGAUUUUGUCAUGGAUGGAUCCCAGCCACUUGACCCUCGGAAAACUAUCUUUGUCGGAGGAGUUCCACGUCCACUGAGAGCAGUGGAGUUGGCCAUGAUCAUGGAUCGUCUCUACGGAGGAGUCUGUUAUGCAGGAAUUGAUACUGAUCCUGAGCUGAAGUACCCGAAAGGAGCUGGACGCGUUGCAUUUUCCAAUCAGCAAAGUUAUAUCGCAGCUAUCAGCGCUCGAUUCGUUCAGCUUCAGCAUGGCGACAUAGACAAAAGAGUAGAGGUGAAGCCAUACGUGUUGGAUGAUCAGAUGUGCGAUGAGUGCCAGGGAGCUCGCUGCAGUGGAAAAUUUGCUCCAUUUUUCUGUGCCAAUGUCACUUGCCUGCAGUAUUAUUGUGAGUUUUGCUGGGCUAACAUCCACUCUCGCGCCGGACGGGAAUUCCACAAGCCAUUGGUGAAGGAAGGCGCCGACCGGCCACGUCAGAUCCACUUCCGCUGGAACUAGACCUAGAUACUCCCACCACUCACUGAGAAAAGGGUGCAUGCGGCUUACUGUGUUUAUAGAUUCUGACAUGCAGAAGAAAUAAGUGCAUCCUUCUGCUUUUCACCCCCAACCCUCAAUACAUGCAUCUGUAUCAGCAGCCAAAACACUACAAGCCUCUUGUGUUUCACCAAAACCCUACAUCUCAGGCCUACUAAUUUUUUGUGAUACUUUCAUGUUAAAUAUUUUUCUUUUUAUAUAUAGCUAUGUAUAAAUAUAUUAUUUUUUAUUUUUUUUCUUUCAAAUUUCCUUUUAUAUGUAAUGCUAAAAAUAAUGGAUAUGGCGAUGUUUUUGCUUAGGGGCAACACAGUCUGCUGCUAAAUAUGUAUGUGUGUGUGUGUGUGUGUAUAUGUAUGUAUAUAUCUGUGUAUAUAUAUAUAUAUAUAUGAUAUUAUACAUACAUAUUAUUUAUAUAUGGGUGAAGUGUGCACUUAUUUCUACAGAUGGGUUUUUAACGUAAAGAUCAGCCCCAGUAAUUUACCAAAGGUAGCAAAAUUAAUAGUGAAAAUGGAAUAUGUCUGCUACUAAAAGCCUAUUUUUUAUUGUUGCUAUUUUCAGUGUGUAUGUAAUCUUUAAAAAAAAAAAAAAUAGGGUUGAUUUUUUAUUUUUUAUUUUUUUUUGCUCUCCAUUUUGACUUGCAAGAAAUAAUACCUCAAGAUAAUCUGAUUUUAUUAGCUAUUUUUAAACAUUUUUAAUCAUAAGCUGUAUUAGCUUUGCUGCUAUAUAGGUGUUGUGCGUAAUACCACCUAUUUAUACAGGAUUGAAACGUUUUUGAAAAAACUGCAUUGCAAAUGAAUGCAGGCAGCACAAUAUGGUAGAAAACUGCCAUAGUUUAGAAUGUGAAAAAAAAAAUGCAUGUUUACCUACCCUUGUACACCAUAUGCAUGCACUAGAACUACCAACUACCCACAGAUACGGUAUUGCAGAUAUUAAAUACAUUUUUAAAAAAAUAAUAAAAAUAAAUAAAUCUCUCGAAACUAGGUACAGUAGCAUGAUAAAAAAUUACAAUGUUUUGUUACAAAAAGCAUAUUUGCAUGACUUAUUGUGACUCAAGUAAAAUGUCCUUACAUGUGUAAAAUAUGCAAAAUAGUUUUAGAGUAGUAAGUGCAGCCAUUUUGUGUCCUGGUCGAUAGUAGACUUCAGUUUAUAAGAAGUGGGUGUCGUUCUAUAAUCCCUGUGCAAUAGUCGUGGUGUGCGGUUCUGAUUAUUGUGGCGUAAAGUAGCAAAAAUAAAACUGGGAAGAAAAAAAAAAAAGGCAAAAAAAAUUAUAUAUAAUCUUGUUUUAACAAGCAUUGAUUUAGUGCCCCCAAAUUUAAAGUGUCUUGGUUAAAUAUUCUUUGAAAAACCAAAGAUGGCUAGCACGUGUUAAUCAGUCACCAAAUGUAUAACCCACAAGCUAAUUAUUAAAACAUAAUAGUUAAGUAAAAAAAAAUGCUUUAGUAUAAAAUAAUUUAAGUCAAAAUGGAGAUGGUAUGAUACAGACGGCUAGUUGCAUAACAAUUACCCUCUACCUUCAAGACAACAGUGACAUUUGGCUUGAACUUUUUUUUUUAUAAACACUUGUUUUCUUUUUGAUUACCUAUUUUUCUAUAUAUAUAUAUAAUUAAGCAACAUAGCUGCUAAAUAAUGGUUGCAGGUUCUGUUUUGUUCUAUUUUAGUUUUUAUUAUUAAAUAUUUGUAAUAUAUAUUUUUUACAAAAUGGCCAAUAGUGAAUUAACAACAAUGGUUUGGGUUAAUACAUUUUUUUUUUUUUUUUUUUUAAAUAAAUUCCCUAAGGACCAAGAAUGGUCUAUUUUUUUCAGACCUGUGGAAUGUCCUACUCCGUUAGUAAUACCAGGGUUCUAUAAAACUGAUAAAUUGAAAUACGAAAGACAUUCCAUUUUGGAACUAGAGGCUGCAUGGCCUGGAUAGUAAUGACAUCAAACAAAGCAAUUGGUCCUUAAGGGUUAAGUAAAAAAUGAAAUAUAAUAUGUAAGUCAUGGGGUUAUGCAACUAGCCCAGAAACAAAUGUCCUUUAAUUGAAAUAAAAGUUAUAUUCUAAUAAAUCCAAAAAUAUACAAAUUGCUGGAGAGAAGGAAAAAAAAUCACAAAGGGUAUCCCUAUGCCCUUGGGACAAUCUUCUGUGUACGAAACGUAAUGUUUUUAUUGGUUGUCAACAGCGUGCUUCUUUGUACUGUACGAUGUGAUUCCUGUCUCACUUUGCAGUUUUAUUGUGGUCGUAGUUCAUGUUUUAAAUGUUUGAAAUUGAUAUUCUAAGGAGUGCUUCUUUCUAAUUUAUUUGUCAAUGUCUCUUUACCUGUUCUUAACAAGAUCUACUCCUUUUUUUACCCCUGGAUCUCUUUAUCAUUAAUAAUAUUUUGUCAAUAUCCACCCUGCCUGAUCUGAAACACUUACAACUUUGUUAUGCACUAUAUUUUAUAACCGAGAGAAAACAUUGACAGUCAGCUAUUUUGAGCAUGCUUGUUUCAAUUAACAUCUUUUUGCUAUACCUCAAUUUUUAUUUAAUAUUUUUUUUACCCCCUCAAAAAAAAAAAAAUUGGCUUGCCAUUAUAUUUGUUAAAACUAAAGAACAAGAAAUGCAUUAAAAAAAAAAAGAUAUCUGGAGGAAAAUUAUCCCUUUUUACCAAUAUUUAAAAAGAAAAUAAUAAAGAAAAGAAUCACACAUGAAAAAAUGACCCUAUAUAGAAAAGGGAGAGUGGCAGAAAGAUGAUAAUAUAUAAAUAUAUUUUACACUUUUAUUUUUCAAUUGUCAUUUCACGUCUCUGCAGAGCAGUCAAUGCUUCUUGUUCUGAUCCUGCUUUUUUUGUGUGUAUUUGUGUGUGUGUAGUAAUUUCUUAUUUUCUAAUUGUUGAACACUGUAUUGGAUUUUUUAUAAAUCAUAUUUAUUUUACUAUUUUUGUAGAAGAUUGCUAGUUGAUUUUGAUUGUAUUUUUAUAUUUUUAAAGCUUCACUUUUGUUCCCCGGUGUGCAUAUUGCUGCCCAAGGGUGUGACUAUGGAGGAAAACAAAAAAACUUUAAAAUCCACACUUUUUGUUAAGAAGGAAACAUUUAGCAUUUAUAUAUUUGUGUAUGGACAACACUUGAUAUUGUAUCCCUGUUGCAUCUGGCUGCACAUAGCCUCUCCUCAAAGAUGCUAGAAAACUUGAAUAUAACACAUUUUGGAAGGCUGACUAACCUCGAUUCUGUGUUGUGAUGUGCAAUACUGUUUCUAAUAUUUGUAUAAAAAAAGUGUAAACCUUUUUAAUGCAAAUUUAUUUUUUUCAUUGCAUAUUUUGCAGAUUUUAUCCACAGUGUCAUUUUUUUACUGUCAGAAAAGAUAACCCCUUUUGUCAUUGCAACUAUUUUUUAAAUCCAGAAAUCUUUGUACUGAUGUAAAUGAUUGUAGUUAUUUUGGAUAGUGUUUUGCUAACAAAAGGAGAGACUUUUUUCAUGCAUAUUUCUAUUUUGUUUGUUUGUUUUUGUUUUGGUUUUUUAUUAUUUUUUUUAUUUGAUUUUUGUUUUUAGAACUAAUUCUUGUCAUUAAUAUAAUUUUGUAUUUUUAUGUGGGAAAAAUAUAAUUUUAUGACGCUAAUUGCUAUAAAUUUUAUUUUGAAUUAUUUUUUUGAGCUGAAAUCUUUGUACUAUUAAAGCAACUAGUUUCUAAUUCAGAGUUUCUGCGGAGAAUGGCACAAGUGGCUUAUUGAGUGUUUGGAUUGUAAUUAUUAAAGGUUCUUUGAUAUGCAAAUUAUUUAGUUUUAUUUUAUAUAUAUUUUUUUUUAAUUAAAGCUGUUUUUUUCUAUAUAAGCAAGAGCCCGUGCUUUAUAAGGACACUAGGUGAAUGCCUUCAGCUUGAAUUUUUGUUUUUUAUUUUUAAAAUAUUUUAGUUUAAAUUUUACUGUUCUCUUCCAGGUGUCUAAAUCUCCAGUCUGUCUGUUGUACUGGUAAUUUAACUCUGUAAUGAAAUAGUUUGCUGCCAACUAUUUAUAUUAAGUAAUUUUUAAAUAUUUGUAAUAUUGUUGACCGACUAAUAAACUUAAGUUAUUGGCA
Molecule: messenger RNA, 6726 nt
Organism: Pelobates fuscus (common spadefoot toad)
Lineage: Eukaryota; Metazoa; Chordata; Amphibia; Anura; Pelobatidae
Gene: CPEB2
Product: cytoplasmic polyadenylation element binding protein 2
Exons: 11
Coding region: 301-2664 (787 amino acids)
Biological process (GO): negative regulation of cytoplasmic translation
Cellular component (GO): cytoplasm; neuron projection; nucleus
Molecular function (GO): translation factor activity, RNA binding; ribosome binding; mRNA 3'-UTR binding
Source: RefSeq, a predicted model, not a curated record